ACUGGUUUUACCAAUGGAAAACGCUAUCAUCAAGUCAAGAUCAUACAGAAAACAUAUCUAUGGUAUAGUAAAAGUUGAAAUUUGAAAUACAAAAGUUUGAAAUCUAAUUGCUUAAAAAUUUCAAUUUCAAAAUGAAACUGGUUAGGUUUCUCAUGAAAUUGAGCCACGAAACGGUCACAAUGGAACUUAAGAACGGCACUCAAAUCCAUGGCACCAUAACUGGAGUGGAUGUUGCAAUGAAUACACAUUUAAAAGCCGUUAAGAUGACUGUUAAAAAUCGCAAUCCCAUAACUCUGGACACACUCACAGUUAGAGGAAACAAUAUUAGAUAUUACAUAUUGCCAGAUAGUUUACCUUUGGAAACUUUAUUGAUAGAUGACACUCCUAAAGCUAAAGCCAAAAAGAAGGAAUCGGCAAGAGGGGCUGCAAGAGGUCGAGGUAGGGGUCGUGGACGUGGUGGGCCAAGAGGAAGAGGUAGAGGAAGAGGUCGUAGAUAGAUAUCGAGUGAAAAUGUGUUCAGCUUCCAUAAUAACUUUGGAUGGCAUUUCUGCAGUGAAGCUAUGUAACAUUUUUCUUAUUGAAGUUUUGGACAUGUAAUUAAGCCUUAUUUUUUCUAAUAAUUGAUUUGACAAUAGUACCUCGGAACAAUCUGAAAAGAAAAGUUCUUUGUAAAUAUUUCUUUCAACAGGUUUGCGCUGGUUUGAUGAAAAAAUUAUUGGAUUUCCAUAUUUUUGUCCGCUGGUUACAAAUCCGAUUUGCUUUCUGAAAUACGGCCAUUCAAAAGUAAAAAUUGUCAAAAAAUCAACUAUUUCAGGAACUCAUUUCUGGUACUAGAAUCUCCAAAAUAUCACCUUUCUCAUGAUUGUGUGCUGUGGACCUUUAUUCACAAAGUAUUUCUUCAAAAUUACCCUUUUUUGGAGUAGGGCUGUACAUGAUUUCUGUACUUCACUAUAGUGAAGUACAGUGUUAACUUCUGGAUGAUAAUUCGUUGUCAGUUCAGUUUCCUUUUAAGUAAAAGACCAAUAGACACUUGGAAUUAAUUAUAGAAAGCAUAUUCUAAGUGGUUGCAUGAUCUUUUUGAUAACUGAAUAAAUUCAACAUCAGAUUCAUUUCUAGCUUAAUUUUUGUAAUAAUGCUAAAAAAAAAUAAUUAAUAUCAUUGUUCUGAUAGAAAUUGAAAGUUUUGUGUGCAAAAAAUGGGAGUGACAAGUAAAUAAAGCUCUGCAGCAUGAAAAGGUGUCAUUCUACAAGAUUUUAGUACUGAAAGGGAAUUCCUGAAAUAACUUGAUUUUUCGAUUCUUUUGAGUGCCAGAUUUCUAAAUGUGGAUUGAAACGCCAACUUUUGGCUUCAAAUUCAUGUUUACUGGAAAAACGUAACUCAAACUUUAAAAUAUUGUAAAAACUAACCUGAGUUGUUAAAAUGAAUAUUUACAAUAAUUCUUCUUAAAGUGUAAAUGAACUAUUUGUCAAGAACACUUUUGAAUGUUUUUAUAUCGAAUGAAGAUUGUCUGGAUAUGAUGUAAUGAAUAAAUUUUCUAAAAUAUUAGCUGUAGCUAAAAACAAAAUACAUCAGAAUUAUAAUCAUUUAUUUCA
Messenger RNA from Leptinotarsa decemlineata (Colorado potato beetle), 1592 nucleotides. RefSeq names its product Small ribonucleoprotein particle protein SmD1 (gene SmD1). Lineage: Eukaryota; Metazoa; Arthropoda; Insecta; Coleoptera; Chrysomelidae. Gene Ontology annotation, biological process: spliceosomal snRNP assembly; RNA processing. Gene Ontology annotation, molecular function: RNA binding. The record is from RefSeq and is a predicted model, not a curated record.